Molecule: messenger RNA, 14552 nt
Organism: Pseudophryne corroboree (corroboree frog)
Lineage: Eukaryota; Metazoa; Chordata; Amphibia; Anura; Myobatrachidae
Gene: NSD3
Product: nuclear receptor binding SET domain protein 3
Exons: 23
Coding region: 667-4986 (1439 amino acids)
Cellular component (GO): nucleus
Molecular function (GO): protein binding; histone methyltransferase activity
Source: RefSeq, a predicted model, not a curated record
GAACUACAAAUCCCGGCAUCCAUAGCGCGGCCUGACAGCCAAUCCGCGUUGGGGGAAUUUUUUUUUCACUGGCCCUGCCGGGGCGCGCGGGCGGCUUUUGUGUGAGGAGGAAGCGGGCUGUGGUGACCCGGACACACCCGUACCAAUUGAAACGCACCAGGGGGGAGGGAGGGGGAGCUGGCAAUUCGGGAUCGCACGCCCGGAAGGCUCGCACGACGCGAGAAAACCCCUUCAACGGCGGCCUGGAACAAUAAAGCACCCGGAUAUCACCCGCGACACCCGAAAUUCGAGCGAGCAUCCGGAACGCAGCCACAGUUGAGCGGAUAUCCAUCGGAUACGUGUCCGCGCCGCACGGUGUGACAUCACCCGGAGGUUUAAGAACAAAAACACCCGAAUAAAAGAACAGCCGCCAUUUUCCUGUCGCCCCCCCCAGGCCGGGCUCACCCGAGAGCAGCUACGUGCCAGCUGUGAACACGCCCGCAUUAUUUACUCUCGGAGGGGGUUAUCCCCCGGAUAUUACGUCACACACCCGAUUUUCUUGGCGCCCCUCCUCUUUACGGUCACCCGCGGGUUCCUGUCGCUGAGUCGGAGACACCGUGAUCUAGAAUGGAACAAGCUGAAGGCCCUAUGAGAGAAAGGGAAAGCUGAUGAUGCCUGAGCACGACAAUGGAUUUCUCCUUCUCUUUCAUGCAAGGGAUCAUGGGAAACACAAUCCAGCAACCCCCUCAACUCAUCGACUCCGCCAACAACCGGCAGGAUGAUGCCAACAGCAGUGAUCAGGCUGACGAGGGCGGUCAUACGCCCUAUGAUUCUGGCCUGCAGCCGGACUUCCAGUACCCCACUCCAACCACAGAGGAGCUGCCACCCCUCACCAACGGCUACCAGUCCUCACUGGGGUAUGAUACACAGGUCAAAUAUCCAGCCUAUUCUCAGUUCCCCAAUGGGUCAGCCAAUGGGUACGGCACCAGGAACUACAGCACUCUGGAGUACUACCACCACUUGGAAACUGCAGCCAUGCGGCCUCAUGAGGGAGUAGUUAAAUCCUCCCCUCCUCAACCCACCUCCCCUCCAACUCUUCUCCAACCUCCUCCAUCCUCAACAGUUAUUGCUCAAAAGAAGACUGGCUCUCCUGAGAUCAAACUGAGGAUUACAAAGACUAUUCAAAAUGGUCGGGAGAUGUUUGAGUCCUCACUAUGUGGGGAUCUCCUUCAUGAAGUUCAAGCCAAUGAAAGCACCCGGAAAAAGCAUGAGAGGAGGAGAGAAAGGAAGGAGAAGAGGAAGAAGAGCAGUCGGCAUCAUCAUCAUCACCACCACCACCGUGAGGAGGUGAAAGUCGAUGAGCCACUGCCACACAAGAUACAAAAGUUGGUGCCUCAGGAGGAGGAGAUUAUUGAGCAGCACUUGCCCAUCUCCCCGCUCCCCUCUGAGGUUAGGACUGUGACCUGGUUUCAAGUUGGUGAUUUGGUUUGGUCUAAAGUGGCAUCUUAUCCAUGGUGGCCCUGUAUGGUGUCCUGUGACCCGCAACUUCACGUCCACAGCAAAAUCAAUGCCAGAGGUGCUCGCGAAUACCAUGUGCAAUUUUUUAGCAAUGAGCCGGAGAGAGCCUGGAUACACGAGAAGCGCAUACGGGAAUACCGGGGGCAGAAGCAGUUCGAGCAGCUGGUGGCUGAAGACAAUGCCAAAGUAGUUAACCAAUCAGAGAAACUGAAGAUGCGGAAGCCUCGGCCUCAGAAGGAGCGCAUACAGUGGGAGAUUGGCAUCGCCCAUGCUGAGAAAGCCCUGUGCAUGACACGAGAGGAGAGAAUAGAUCAGUACACCUUCAUCUACGUAGACCCUGAAAGCUCUCCUGAAAACAAAAAGACAGUCCAAAGUACCAAAAGGAGUAGGAGGUCCACGUCAAGUAGUGAGGCAGAACCUGCACGUCCACCAGAAGUUACUCACUCUCCUAUUGUACGGCAGGCAACUCCUCCACAGCCUUUAAUAUCAAAGGACAUUAAAGACUCUGUACCUGAAACGCGGAGGCAGAGCCAGAGAAAACAGGUUCAGGAAGAGGAACCGCCACCCCAGCCCCCUCCAGCUAAAAUUCCAUGGAAGACGGCAGCUGCCCGCAAGUCGCUUCCUGCUUCACUUCUAUUACACAAGGGCACAAUUGACCUUCAGAAGUGCAAUAUGUCACCUGUGGUGAAAAUAGAAAACGUCUUAGCUCUUCAGAAUGCGUCUUCUGAUGGUUUUGAUCAGUUCAUAUACACAACUAAGGGUGUUGGUAACAAAACAGAAAUCACAGUUAAAGCUCCAGAAAAGACGUCUGCACCCUCCCCCAACUUGAAGGCCGAGAAAACAUCAGCACAAUACACGCCUGCUCCCGAAACCUCAUCGGGGGCCACAGGAACCUCAGAGAAGAAACACCAGAGAAGGUCUAAUCGGACUCGCUCGGAAUCUGAGAAGUCCCUGGACUCAGUGCCAAAGAAGAAGGUGAAGAAAGAGCAGGUGGAUGUCACUCCCCUAACAUCAAUACAGACAGGAUUGCAAAAGGGGGCCAGUGAGAUCUCCGAUGCAUGCAAGCCGCUAAAGAAGAGAAGCCGGGCCUCUACUGACUUGGAACUUGCAAACUCCUCCUACCGCGAUGCGUCAGACUCUGACUCCCGUGGCCUGAAUGAUGCACAGAUCAGUUUUGAGAAGCAGUUGGACAGCCCAUCAGCUGCCGCUGAUGCGGACGCCUCUGAUGUCCAGUCUGUGGAUUCCAGCGUAUCUCGGAGGUCAAGCAAAAGAGACACCGUGUGUCAGAUUUGUGAACAUUUUGGGGAGUCGCUGGUCUCUUGCGAUGGAGAUUGCUCUCGUCUCUUUCAUCUGGAGUGCCUGGGGAUGGAUAUAUUACCAGAUGGAAAGUUUGUCUGCAUGGAAUGUAAAACAGGGCUCCACACCUGCUUCUCCUGCAAGAUACCCAGCACCAGCGUAAAGCGCUGCUCUGUGCCAUCAUGUGGCAAGUUCUACCAUGAAGCUUGUGCACGGCAAUAUUCUGCAACAGUCUUCGAUUCCAGGGGCUUCCGGUGCCCACAUCACUGCUGUAGUUCGUGUACUGCUGACAAAGACCUCUACCGAGCUAGCAAAGGGCGCAUGUUACGCUGUGUGCGGUGCCCUGUGGCAUAUCACAGUGGAGACAGCUGUGUGGCUGCAGGCAGCCUUAUUCUCUCUUUUAGUCUCAUCAUUUGCAGCAACCAUUCCAAACGCAGCGGGCAUUCAUCCUGCGCUGUUAACGUGAGCUUCUGCUUCGUGUGUGCUCGAGGGCUGAUAGUUCAGGAUUAUACCCUGGUCAGUUCUAUGUCCUUUAAGUCCCACUUUCUACUGAAUGACUCAAAGCGUGCAGAGUUGAUGAAAAUACCUAUGAUUCCUUCUUCCUCGCCAGCUUUCCUAAAGAAAUCUGAGAAAGGAGGUGGCAAACUGCUCUGCUGCGAGUCCUGUCCAGCUGCCUUCCACCCCUCGUGUCUGAACAUGGAGAUGCCACAGGGAUCUUGGAGCUGCAAUGAUUGCAGGACGGGCAAGAAGCUACACUACAAGCAGAUCGUAUGGGUUAAGCUUGGAAACUACAGGUGGUGGCCGGCUGAGAUUUGCAAUCCAAGGUCUGUUCCGCUCAAUAUCCAGGGACUGAAACAUGACAUAGGGGAUUUCCCAGUCUUCUUCUUCGGUUCCCAUGAUUAUUACUGGGUGCAUCAGGGCCGUGUGUUCCCCUAUGUAGAAGGAGACAAGAGCUUUGCAGAGGGACAGACCAGUAUUAAUAAAACAUUCAAGAAAGCCCUGGAAGAGGCCGCCAAAAGAUUCCAUGAAUUGAAGGCUCAGCGGGAGAGUAAAGAAGCUCUGGAGGUAGAGCGUAACUCCAGAAAGCCUCCCCCGUACAAGCACAUCAAGACCAAUAAAGCCGUGGGGAAAGUUCAGAUCCAGUUGGCUGAUGUGUCUGAAAUACCUCGUUGUAACUGUCGUCCCACUGAUGAUGCCCCCUGUGGUCUGGACACAGAGUGCCUGAACCGCAUGUUGCUGUAUGAGUGUCACCCACAGGCGUGCCCUGCCGGUGAGCGCUGCCAAAACCAGAGCUUUACCAAACGGCUCUAUCCAGAGGCUGAGAUCUUCCGCACAGACAGGAGAGGCUGGGGUCUCGUCUGCAAAAGGGAGAUCCGCAAGGGUGAGUUUGUGAAUGAAUAUGUGGGUGAGCUGAUCGAUGAGGAGGAGUGCAGGCAGCGCAUGAAACGAGCCCAUGAAAACGGAAUCACCAACUUUUACUUGUUGACAGUCACCAAGGAUCGCAUCAUAGAUGCCGGCCCCAAGGGAAAUUACUCACGGUUCAUGAACCACAGCUGUAACCCCAACUGUGAAACUCAGAAGUGGACGGUAAAUGGCGACAUCAGAGUCGGGCUGUUUGCACUUUGUGACAUACCUCAAGGCACCGAGUUAACAUUUAACUAUAAUCUUGACUGUUUGGGGAAUGGUCGGACGGAGUGUCAUUGUGGAGCAGAUAACUGCAGUGGUUUCUUGGGAGUACGACCAAAAACGGCAUUUGCCACAGCAACAGAAGAAAAGGCCAAAAAUGCUCGUCUGAAGGCAAAAAAGCGAAAAAUCAAAACUGAGCAGAAGCAGAUGCACGAAGAUUUCUGUUUCCGCUGUGGUGAUGGAGGGGAACUGGUGAUGUGCGAUAAGAGAGACUGUCCAAAAGCUUAUCACCUCCUCUGCCUUAACCUUACACAGCCUCCAUACGGAAAGUGGGAUUGCCCGUGGCACCAGUGUGACAAGUGUGGGACUGCCUCUUCCUCGUUCUGUGACUUCUGUCCUUCUUCUUUCUGCAAGGAGCAUGAGAAAGGAUCAUUGAUGGCCUCAGCCCUAGAGGGUCGUCUGUGCUGCUCUGAACACGACCCCAAACGCCCCUUGUGCUAUGGCGAUAAGAAGAAAUUUAAGUGUAAAAUAGAGUGUGAGGACUCCUCGUUUUCAGCACAGUUCUAAAGGAGAUGCUGUUCUUACAGCUAAAGACUCAUCCUGUCAGAACAACGUGACUCUUCUUUGUAUAGUUGGUGGGGGCGUGGAACGCACACAUCGUAUUUUAAUACCAGGAUUGGAUUGUAUAUGUCCUCUUAGUGUCAUUUUGUUGUUCCUGGAAACCUCCUUUACUUUUUUAUCUUAAUAGUGAAAUCCUUAUCCCUCUUUACCCAACGGUUGUGGUAAGCAAGUUGUAUUUAUUAUAUUUAUUAUAUUUUUUAUUUUUAUCUGGAUCAUGAACUAAUGUGACUCGGGCAACCAAUUUCACAGAACAAGUGUUAAAGAAAAGACAGUGAAAGUCCAUCGGUCUCUGCGUCCUUUUCUGAAGUGUCAUUAUACCCUGAUGUCUUCUAGAGUAUUCCUAGCAUUGCUUUCAAUGGGAUUUAAAGGCAGCUGUUGUCUCUUAAAGGAUGUAAGUUGAAAUUCAACAGGUUAUUAACUCCUCCUAGUCUAAAAGUACAAUGGUUUCCCCUUUAUAUGUCGGCUCAUCAGGAUACACAGUGAUUUUGCUCCCUGGGACUGCUUUGGCAAACUUGGUGACAUUAUAGCCUCGAUCACUCUUCUGCAGGAACUUACAAUCUCUGCACCAACAUCAUAGACCAAUGUCAUCACUCUUAAGGAAUAAGGAUAAAGAAAAAGUUAAUAUGUCUCUUAUUCUGGAUUGGCGUCCAUCUUUGUCAAUCCUAAUCGGGCAAUUUUGCCCCACCACUUCUAAAUUGUAAACAUUAAAACUGUGUGAUUGCCUUUCUAGGGAAUCAGCUAUCCUCUUAUUAUAACAAUAUCUGUCUCCGGUCACACAUGGAUGGAUAUAGCAAUUCGUCAUGCACUUAAUAUCUAUUUCUUUUUUUAGCUUGUUAUAAAAGGACAUUAAUGGAUUUUCAACAGCUUCCUGCAGCUAUUUUCUAGAGAAAUGCUGGAUGUGCCUGUACAUCUGUUGUGAGUAUUCUAGAAUAGUUCUGACCUUUCAGGAUGUCGGAAGUACAUGAAGUUGAACGGUUGUGUUUUACUCACAGUGUACAGUCACGUUAAGUAGACUCUAGUUUCUCUCGCAUUACAAUGACUGCAAGCAUAAUUACAGCCCCUUGGCCAGUGGGCGAACUAAUGGUCAUCUAAAGGUUAUGUUUUGUGCAACUUUGACACUAAGGGUCUCAGUGUGUUGUCACAUGUUAGACCCCAUCGUUCUGCCUUGAUGCUCUGUUAGACAGUUCAAAGCAGAGAAAUAAUAUCCAAGGCUCUAUUUUGCGUAUGGCAUUCAAGUCCUGCUCCCAGCCCUUUUGGGGCAGUCACAUUACAUUUUGACAGUGGUACCGCACUGUUAAAUUGCACAACAUAUAGUUAAAUCGCGAUAGGUAAAAUGUACAUGCAUGCAAACAAAUGCACAUGCUAUGUAUGUAUGUAAGAGAUACUGUUCUAAGCUCUGUGUUUUGAUCAAUUGUUUUGUUCACUGGGCUUUGGGUAUCUCCCAAUUCCAAAAUGUCUAUGGUUUUAGUAUAUCUUCCUUGCCAAGAAGGAUUUAUCUACAUUCUCACCCCAUUUUGGUGCAUCAUUGGUUUACCUACCAACAAGCGUGCAGAGGAUGUGCUUGUGUUGCAGACUGUUCAUUCAAAAAUGUAGUAGUGUUGAAAAUUAGCCCAGAAUCUGUUGAAAUCAGAAAGUCACUAUCACUAAUCAAAUGGUUUUUUUUGUUUUUGUAAUAUAGUAAAAAUCGUGAUUGUUUUGAAGGUCUAUCUUUUUUAUACCUACAUGUAUACAGGAGAUGAAAUACACAUUUGUUAGAGUAUUUUGUUAUUUGGGUACUGGUCAUGUGUUAUUUUAAUCUUCAGCAUAUGUCCCACGAACACACCCCAGGGUCUGUCCAUGUUGUGCCAAACACACCAGCUUUUGAAAUAGUGAUUUUAUUUUAUUUUCGUUGUUUUUUUUUGUGUGUUUGUUUGUGAACAUUCAGUAGGGAAAGAAAAUAAUAAAGUUUUCUAUUCGGUUGUCCAAAUUAUGUGCCAAUAAAACUAUGUAUUUACAUUAAGUGGAAAGAUUUUACAUACACUGUUAUGAUUGUUUUGUGAUGUUUUUGCUGUGCUACAGUCUGUCGCUUCCUGUAUGGUUCCAUUCAAUCCAGUAAACCCUUCAUCAUAUGAAAAUCGAUGAGAGAUGCUGCUAUUUAACAUUACUGCCAUUUUUUUUUUCUUCAUUGCAUACUAAAUUCAUCUGCUUUUUAGCAUAGUAUCUUAAAUGCAAGCAAAACAGUCCUGGCCACAUUUGUCAUAAGACAUUUUAAAUUGUGCCAAGGAAUGGAGAGUAACUGAUAAAGAGUAGACACACCUAGAAAGGAGUAUUCCCCUCAUCUUACACAGCUUUCACACCGCUAUUACCGGGUCACACCCGGGAUUUGUACGCGAGUACAUCCCAGCUGCGACCCGAUUGAGACCCAUUUCAGGCUGGCGGCAUAUUGCCAGGCUGCGUCACUUACAGAGGCGACACCUGGAGAUUGCAUCAUCUUAAAGCGCCGACUCUUCCGUGGUGUGAACGAGUGCAGGCUUACCCAGUCAUACUGCGCCGCAACCCGGGUUAAAGCCAUGUUCAACCCUGGUCGUUACCAGAGUUGAAAUACCAGGUCGCUUGAGCCAGAUUUUUUUCAGUUGGACCCUUUCAGACAACGCGCUCACGUGCAAUAACACAGGUUACUGCUGGCAGUCUGAAAGGGGUAUAACUUAUGCUUACUAUACGUGCAACUGUUCUGCGUAUUCAUCUUCAGAACUUACAUUGCUUUGUACAUCUCAUUCUGUAAGCCAUACUAAAUGUAUCGCUUUUUCUUUCUGGCUUCUGUCUGUGCUUUUCACACCAGUACAGCAUCAGGCAUACAUGUUUCUUUCUGUUACUUCGGAAUAAGACUCCUCAGCUGUUCUCUGUGAAUCGAUCCAGUUCAGGGAGCACAUAUGAAGUGUCUUUACGGUAUUCAAAGGCAAUCUACAUAAACUGCUCAUAGACAGGAUUAUCCAUUUGACUGUGUAAUUUCGGCCCAAAAAAUUCCUGUGGACCUCACACCCAAUUUUUAAUUACCGCGGGUAUGCGCCCUCCUGAUACCCACGCUAUUCAAUUGAAGAAAAAAAAAGUGGGCGCAACAUUUUUUCAGCCAAAACCCAGUGGGAAAUAGAAAAAGAUAAAAUAAAAUUUGAGGGGAAAAGCAAAAAAGAAAAAAAAAAUAUUAGGUAAGUCAAAUGAAAAAAAAGGAAAACAAUUUCCUUUAAUUACAAACAAUAUAUGCAAAAAAGUGAUUUGGUCGUAAUUUUCAGCCAUUUUAGAGUUAAAAAAAAAUAUGUGAAAAAAAGAUUUAAAGCAGUUUUUUUUUUUUUUGGGGUGGGGGGGUUUAAAUAUACAGUAUUUUGGUGCAUAAACAUUAUAAAGUUUAUUGGGGGGUAUUUUGAGGAGUUUUUUUUUCUCACCUUAACAUUGACAUGUAAUUAUUUGACCAAUUAGGCUCAUUUAAAACUUCCACUAGCCUAAUUAGUCAUUGGGGGAGGGGGAGGGGGUGUCCAAGUGGUUCUGAAGGGGGUCACUAACAUUUUGACCUUUAAAUGUGGUAUUUAACAUUUUAGGAGGUUGUGAGAAAAAAACUGCUGUAAUUUCUAUAAAAGUUGCCACAACUGAUUUUGUAGAUGGAAAUUGAAUAGGAAAACCUUCAUGGCUGUGGGAAAAACCCAGUGCAAGUUUUUCAAAAUUUUGCCUGCAAUUGGAUAGGCCAUAGGGUCUGAUGUAGAGUUGAUCAUAAUUGUGUACAGAAGGCGAAUAUACACAAUUGACUGCGGCUAUGACUCCCAGAGUACGGAUACGGGCAGUCAAGCCACAUCUCUGCCCCUAUCCGUACUCUGGGUGUCAUAGCCGCAGUCCUCAUCAUUGCGCACUUCUACUAAUCUUAUACCAGGGGCAAAAGAUGCCUCUGAAAACAGCAGGUACCUGUAAGUAAGUCUAUGCAGAACUCUUCCCGACCCGCAAUACCGCCCUCUCUGAAAUCUUCCUACAUGUGAGUGCCGGGUUACCACCCAGUUAUUCCUCCAUCAGUGCGGAUGCCAGUGAGUUAUGUGCAGCUCUACAUCCCCAUACCUGUGUACGCUUUACCCCAGAGACUGCGCAGUGUCACGCAACUCUGCAUCAGACCCAUAGAGGCAUGCCAGAAAUGUAUAGAAAAAAACCCAAGCGAUAAAACAAUGUUUCUUUAUCGUCCACUCGGGGGCACAGGAGAAGGCUUAAAACUGGGUAUAACAAAUUGUCCAGGGUUUAUGGAAACACAUACACUACAAUUGUCUGAAAGCAGAAAACACUUUACUAUCUAUUAAAUUUAUUAUAUAAUUUUUUUUUAAUGUUUUAUCUAUUACAAGCUUUAUAUACAGUCCUCCAUCUUGUGUCUGUUCUCUUUCGCUUCCAUGACUACCGUAUGUGUAACUUGUGCUUUGUAUUUGUCAUGCAGAGGCAUUUGCUCCGAACUUUAUCACUAUUCCGGGCGUUAAUCGCCCUUUUCUGUAUCACACAUGUAAACGAUAAAUGAUGAUCAUGUUAAGUACAAAUAAUAAUAAUAUGAUGAUGAUGAGACUUAUCACUUGCACUUGUUAAUAUGGUGUAACGGUUGCAGAUACAUUAUGUUAUAUAUAUAUAUAACCGUAAUGUCAAUAGGGAGACUGUACACUCCCACCUACAUUGUAUGGCUCAGCAUAGGGAUAACUUUAACUCUCCCAUAUCCAUCCUUAUACUCCUUGUAUUUUCAAUAAAUCCCUCUAUCAUUUAAAUGGAGUGCGGUCUCUCUCUCUCUCUUAUAUGUAGGGCUACCCGGUGGGCCCACAGUGAGCCUGCUGCUUUUUCCGUGUGCUUAUGUAAAUCCUGCACUCAAUCCAUUUUUACAUAGGAAGCUUAGGGGUCCAUGUACUAAGUCUUGGCGUGAGGUAAAGUACCAGCCAAUCAGCUGCUAACUGUCAUUUGUCAAACACAGCCUGUAACAUGGAAGUUAGGAGCGAAUUGACUGGUACUUUAUCUCCGUCCACUUUAUCUCUCUCCAUGGCUCAGUAAAUAAACCCUUAAUCAGCAGAUCACUUGUGGGCGGCACCCUGUCACUCAGCGACAGACCCCGUUCUCCAGUCAACUACACAGCUUUGUGCCGAGUUCUUGGUAGUUCUCAUUCAUUUACACAAGUACCAUUUUUAAUGCACUCCCAAUAUUGCCAAUUCUAUUGCAAUAUAUAACAAGAAGCUUAAGUGUCCACUUUUCCUUUUAGUAGGAAACUGGCAUUGUCUUCUUUUAGAGGGUGUCUCACAACACUAGUGGGAUACACUUUUCUAGCUGUAAAAAGCACAAUAUGCUGGACACUAGUGGUGACUGCUGGUCACUGAGACAGAUUGCGGGAGAUGACGGCUUCUUCCCUGUCUGACUGGAGCAGUUGUGCUCUAACAAUGCUAUAUGCAGGGUCUUAGGAGUGACUCAUUACUGUGUAACACCAGAGCAGUGUUUCUCCCUCACUUUAGUGUCAGCACAGCAACAAUUUAGGUCUUAAGAACACCUCACCUUGCAAUUUUUGGACUUUGAUCACACAAGUGUUGCUCUGUGAUAACAUCCUUCAAUUGUUUUGUUUAAAGCAGAAAUCCCACAUACAUGCAUUUGAGUUCUUUACUAACAGUAGCAAGCAAAGUACCUUUUAAGUUUACUGUUUAUAAUUAUUUUCUUUAGCUAUACUAUACAAAUCAUAUACCUUUUAUAAGAUUAAAUUCUUGCUGGGGGGAAAACCUUAGUAUGGCUGCUAGAUGUAGGCAGGGUCCCUUUGGUACACAAAUACAGACUCUCAGCAUGUCACGUGAUUGCAGAGAGGAAAGGAUUUUACAGUGUGACUAGAGCUGAGAGAGGUGCUUCAUGGCAUCUCUGCUCAAUACAUCAUGUGACUGGUUGCAUGGUAGCCUCUUGACAAUGAAAAAUCUGCAGAAUGAUUAAUCAUUUAUAGCAUUCUCAAUAAAUAGACCAUGGGAAAAAAGGUCAUUACCAUGCUGUUUAUAGACUGCCACAUGGAUUUUAUAUAUAUAUAUAUAUAUAUAUAUAUAUAUAUUCAUAGAUUGCUACGUUAAAUUAUGGUUUUUGCCUAACAAGACCAUGGAACACAGAGAUUACAUAAAAAUGCAUUACCUUAAUACUCGUAGUGACACUCAUUUGCUUUAUUCUUUGGUGACCUGUUGAUAUCCUGAACAGUGGCAGUAUACUGCACUCUAGAAUCUGAUCACUGACUCCAUUCAAACCGUGUGUAAAUCAUCUUAGGGUCUGUGAAGAUGUAAACAUUUGUACAUAUGGGUUAGAAUAUACUAAAAAGGAGACUGUUGUUUAUCACUGAGCCCCUGAUAGGACCAGGUGUAUCCACAGGUAUAACACUUUUUAUAGCAUGCAUCGGGAUAUAUGUAAGUGGAUGCCGGGAAGACUUGGUAUCUAGUUAAGGACUUUUGCGCUGUAUGUUAUUGUGUAAUUAAAGUUAUUACUCUUUGCAAAUGAUGUCUUCAUUUCUGUAUUAAGCAUCUGCUGUGUGUGUGAAUACCACUACACACUAAGGAAUAUUUAUAAAAAACAAAAGUGUUGUGUCUCUAUGGUGGAGUUACUGCCUUUUGUGCAACGUCUUGGUCUUUUUUUCAGGGUAUAAAUGUCUACCCUAUUUUCCAACAAGGGACUGGGUUGCCAUCUAAAGUAGCUGUGUUUUUUUUGAAAGAUGAACUAUAAUAGUUAUAGACAAAAGUAGGAAUAAAAAAAGAUAAGCCCAUUUUUAUUUAAUAUAUGUAACAUAUACUUGUUUUUAUUUUGUUGUGGGUUUAUUUUUUUAUUUUACAAAUGAUAAUUUCAAAACACUUCGCAUAAAUAUCUCAUUUUUGUUUAUAAAUGUUUCCACAAAAGUUUUUAAAUAACACCAUGGCAACUGUAAGCUUUUAUUUUACUCCUUUCUGCACUGUAAAGAUGAAGUAAAUGUAUGGCUUUAACCAUGGAGUCUUGGUUGUGCGAUUAUUCCUACCUCUUGAUGCUUGGUCCCAGGGGAAGCAGUGUGUCCUGUACAUACAUUGUAAUAUUUUUACAUCAAAGUUUACUUGUAGCUUAACGAGGGUCUAUCAAUGAAAGUUUGUUACUUGUGCAUUAUCCUUAUUGUGUAUAUUUGUAGGUUUACGGUGGGACUAGUGGCUAAUGGGAAAUUAAAUUAAAUUCUAUAGUUUCCUUGAUGCCGCUACUUGUAAACUAUUUAGCUUGUUCUUUAUCCUUGAUAAGGUACAGUUUGACCAGUCUACAACCUGCAUAUGGUGUUUGCAGCCAUUUUUGAGUUGAAUUAAUGUUUAACCAAUUGCUAGUUGCCUAACUGAGGCAUGUGGCACAAUAGGCUUCAUUGAUGAUACUGGUCCCAGUGAACUAAGAGGCUCCAUUCUUUUACAUUUUAGUCCAUCCUGUAAGGUAUGCCGCCGUUGUGAAUGGAUGACAGAUAUACUUUAAUUGCACCGGAAAGAUCCAUAAUGUUCUACCUAUCUUAAUAACGAAUCUAAACAAAAUUAAAUUUUUGUUAUAUGUUUGUGUUCAAAUAUGUUACAUGGUUUUCUUCUGUUAAAAUAUAUAUAUAUUUUUAUAUUUUUUCUUAGUCAGAUUUUUACUUUGAUAUCUGAAUCGUUUCUUUUUAUCACCAUGGUGGUCCAGUAAAACUACCAUUUUAGCGUAGGUGUAUGGAAUGCCUGCCAAGUGUUAAUAUUUUAAAUUUCUCUGUACUAAGUACCUUUUUGUUUUUGUUUAAAGCGGGUAGCAUUUCUAAAGCCGCAAACUAACAAAAGAACACAAUAAAAAAAGUCAUAUAUUGCAUUGUUGUGCAUUUAUUUUUUAUACACCUAUUGUACAUGUUUAAGAAUUUUCCAUUUCCUAAAUAACAUUGCCACCUUUACCUUUAACAAUGUGUGUGUGUGUAUAUGUAUAUAUAUAUAUGUAUAUAUAUAUAUAUAUAUAUAUAUAUAUAUAUAUAUAUAUAAUGUUAUGUAUAUGUAAGUUUAUCCAGGACACUCUAAAAAGUUGGCAGCCUGUUGGACAUUGUGGAUUAUAGAAACUUUAAUUUACAUGAUGAUGUAUCCUGAGUUUAGUAAACUAAAUCACAAAUUAAGUGGAUAUUUUCUGUAAUUAUGACUUGAUGUGACCACAUUAAAAUUCGGAUGUACAGGUUGCGUGGUUUUCAUUUUUUGUUAUUUUUGUUUUAAUUCUUUUUGCAAAGUGUUAAUCAUCUGCGCUUUUUUUUUUACUAUAUAUAUUUGUUUUAUUAUGUUAGUCCCACAUAAGAUUAAAUUAGUGAGGCUGAUGAGUUUUUGGCGAUACAUGUUUGUAGUUAAUGCAGGUUAAAUUGUAUUGGUGUUUAUGAGUCGUUUUUUGAAACUUGAAAACGGACUGUAGACUUUACAAGUUAAGAAUCACUUAUUUAUUUUCCAGCCUUCAAUGUACUGUAGGCAUAUGAACAGCUAGUUAUAAGCACAACCUUUAGUUUGUCCUACAAUGUACCUUUACGAGCAACACUUGUUUUAAGGUUUUGCUGCUGUCAUUAGGGACUGGUACACACGGACAUUAUUUUAAAACUUUAAUGCAUGUUCAAAAAUACUUAAAUGCACUAUUAAAUAUGUAAUCCAAUGAAUCUGUAGGUGCACACAUAUUUUCAAGCAUUUGGUUUAUGUCAUUGCCUGCAGUUUUCAAAAACAUUUAAACUCUACAGAGUUAAUAACUUAAAACAUUGUUAACAAAUGUGCACCUAAAGCUCUACUAAGGCAAAGAGAAAUGUAAAAGGUCUUAAGUAGCAUUAUGUUCAGUGCCUUGUGUACGAGCCCUAGGACAAACCUCUUAUCAUUUCACAGUAUCAUUUAUGAAACCCAAGUUUAAUUGGUUCUCCCAUUCAGGUCAUGAAAUUAAUGUUAUAAAACUGGAAUAAAGUUAUUUACAAAUUUUACAUGCCAUUUAUUUUGUCUCAUUCUUGGUAUUUUAGAGGGCACUUUAUGUCAGGUAGUAAUGUUUUAUAAACCUCUAUGGAGACUGCACUUUAAUGCUUGUAAUCCUUCCCUCUGUCUUCUGUGUGCUACAGAUUGUGAAAGUCGGUGUACAUUUCUGUACUAAAACCAAGAAACUCCUAUUGUAUAAAUGCUUAGAUACAUGGUGUUGAUGAUCAGCUUAUAAACACAUCAGUUGUUAUUAAUCCUUAGUCUUAAGUGGGACUGACAAAUGUAUACUGUAUAUAUUUAUAUAUAUGUACAUAGAACAAGCAAAUAUUACACUAACCAUUUUAGAAAUAGCUGUACCACUUUAGCUACUCACUGAAUGUCUGCAAAUCGUUUUUUUGUACAUUAAAUUACAUUGCCUAUAUUAUUGUUUUGGUUUUUUUUACUUUUAUGGACAAAUGUUUUAAAUGUGUUUUAGCUGUUCGAAUAUCAAAGGAAAAACAGGAAAAAAAAGUUUUUUAUGACAUUCCGCUGAUUUCAAAGUUUGCUUGUUGACUUCAAUAAAAAUUGUUGUGAAUGUCUGGA